AGAGCUUCCAAGAUCGUGUAGUUCUGCAUGCAACCCAUCGAUUCUUAUUUCAAGUUCCACCCCCAACAAUCCAUUAAACAUCCGACAGCAGCCCAUCACCAAACGCUACCUUCUUGUCCAUUUGAAAAUCCCUCUCUUCUCCAUCCCUCUCGUUAUUAGUACUCUCCCCCGCAAGAACAGGAGACGCACCGCAAAUCAACGUCAGAGAGAGAGAGAGAGAGAGAGAGAGAGAGAUGGUGAACUUCGUGGCGAUCCAGAAACCACUCUUGCAUGGCCUCAUGAAGAGGGCCGGGAUCCGCCCCUACGCGGUGGAGAUCGAGCCCGGCACCGUCAUGAACUUCUGGGUGCCACGGGAGACCGUCAAGAAGCCCGACAAGAAGGCCAAGGGCAAGGAUGAAACCCUUCUUGUCAACCCCACGAAGCCCGCUGUCGUCCUCAUCCAUGGCUUCGCCGCCGAGGGCAUCGUGACCUGGCAGUUUCAGGUCGGCGCGUUGACGAAGAAGUACGCCGUUUACAUCCCCGACCUCAUAUUCUUCGGUGAGUCGGUCAGUGACACGAGUGACCGGUCACCGGCAUUCCAGGCCAAGUGUGUCGUGAAGGGGCUGAGGAAGCUCGGCGUCGAGAUGUGCACGGUGGUUGGGUUUAGCUAUGGCGGGAUGGUGGCGUUCAAGAUGGCAGAGAUGUACCCGGAGAUGGUCCGAGCCAUGGUGAUAUCGGGGUCGAUACUAGCCAUGACGGAUUCGAUCAGCGAAGAGUCACUACAAAGGCUUGGGUUCUCUUCUUCAUCAGAGCUCCUGUUGCCGACGUCGGUGAAGGGCCUAAAGGCACUUCAGUCAGUCGCCAUGCACCGGAAGAUUUGGUUCCCUGACCGGUUUCACAAGGACUACCUUGAGGUGAUGUUCACAAACAGGAAGGAGAGAUCUGAGCUGUUGGAGGCUCUUGUCAUCAGCAACAAGGAUGCCUCCAUUCCUAACUACACCCAGAGGAUACAUCUCCUCUGGGGUGAACAAGAUCAGAUCUUUAAAAUGGAGCUGGCUGAGAACAUGAAAGAACAGCUAGGAGAGAAAGCAACGGUGGAGGGCAUCGAGAAGGCAGGACACUUGACUCACCUUGAGAGGCCCUGCGUGUACAACCGGUGCUUGAAGCGGUUCCUUGCUUCGGUCCAUCAAACUGAAGCUGACAAAUGAGUUCGACUCUGCUUUUGUGCUUUCGUUGUUUUUCUGCUCUCUAGCCUCAUUCCAAUGUUUGAGAUCUGAGUGAGUGUACUUUUCCUUGAACAAGAUAAAUGAAAUGGAAGAGAAGAGGCAUGCGAAUAUGUUUCUUUUUCUCGGA
Messenger RNA from Eucalyptus grandis, 1332 nucleotides. RefSeq names its product monoacylglycerol lipase ABHD6. Gene Ontology annotation, molecular function: catalytic activity. The coding region runs from base 234 to 1187 and encodes 317 amino acids. The transcript has 5 exons. The record is from RefSeq and is a predicted model, not a curated record. NCBI's taxonomy places the organism in Eukaryota, Viridiplantae, Streptophyta, Magnoliopsida, Myrtales, Myrtaceae.